This is a messenger RNA of Monoraphidium neglectum, 345 nucleotides long. Its product is annotated as WD repeat-containing protein 49. The record is from RefSeq and is a predicted model, not a curated record. NCBI's taxonomy places the organism in Eukaryota, Viridiplantae, Chlorophyta, Chlorophyceae, Sphaeropleales, Selenastraceae. Bases 1 to 345 code for a protein of 114 amino acids. The transcript has 4 exons. Gene Ontology annotation, molecular function: protein binding.
AUGCUGUACGACCCGGCGCGCCGCCGCCUAGUCACCGCAGCCAGCCGGCCCUACGUGUGGCACCACAAGGUGGUCACUCUUGACAAGACGGGCCACAGGGAGCCGCUGCGUGGCGUGCUGUACAACAGCACCUUCCACGUGGCUGUCUCAGUGGACGAGGGCGGAACCGUCUGCGUGUGGUGCAUGCAGGACGGCUCGAGGGAGGGCCGCUUCAGCAAUGCCCACGGGGACAGCAAGGUGACUGCGCUGUCUUUUGACAAGAACGAGCGCCGGCUGGUGACGGCGGCCAACGACGCCUGCAUACGCAUGUGGAACUUCAACAACGGCAGCCUGCUGCGCACGUGA